Messenger RNA from Spirodela intermedia, 2657 nucleotides. The record is from the annotation of a GenBank genome assembly. Lineage: Eukaryota; Viridiplantae; Streptophyta; Magnoliopsida; Alismatales; Araceae.
AUGGAGCCUUCUCCCCUUUCUUCGUUUCCCGGCUCCGGUGAAGCCCCUCAGUGGAGCCAGCUACUGCAGAAGAAGGCGCCACGAGAGACUGAUGAACCAGUUUCGGGUCGCUUGUUCGGCAACUGGAGAUCGAGCGAGGGUGUUUCCCUGGCAGUUCUCGAUGCCAGUGCCAUCGUCCAGGGGGACAAAAUGUCAAGCACCGCUGACCGGUUUGUGACCGUUCGUGAAGUGCUGGAGGAGGUGAGAGAUCCCACCUCCCGCCAGAGGCUCUCUUUUCUGCCAUUCACGAUUGAAACCAUGGAGCCCGCCCCCGAUGCCAUAAAGAAAGGUGAGCUUUUUCCGGAUAUAACUGACUAUAAUCUAAGGGGACCGCUUAAAUAUGAAUUAUGAACGCUUUCCUGUUGAUUGUCUUAUAGUCAAAGUUUUUUUUUUCUGACGUGUAUAUUAUCGUUGCAUCGUUCUAGUUCUUUCUGUAUUUACUAUCCGCUGCUAUAAUCAAAUUGGGCCAGUAAUGUGGUUCGAAAUGAGCAUUCUUUUUUGUUGUAUUACAGACGAACAUAAAUUUGCACACAUGACACAUUAUUGAUGCGCGUAGUUUUUUAGUCACAUGUGAAAUUGUGUGGACUAAUGGAAUUAUUUUCAUUUUCUUUUGGUUUGCAGUUGUCAAAUUUGCAAGAGAAACUGGGGACUUACAGACGCUAUCAGAUGUCGAUAUCAAACUCAUUGCUCUUACUUAUAUGUUAGAAGCACAGAUACAUGGCACAGGUCACCUUAAAAGCGUUCCCCCUCCCAUCCAAAUGGUAAAUCGGAAGUCUUUACCUGAAUCAGAGAUGUCUGGUUGGGGUUCAAAUGUGCCUAAUCUGGCAGAAUGGGAAGCUCUUGAACCGGCAGAAAGCGAGUCGAACAGUGGAUCUAGUAUUUUAUCACUGAAGGAUCUGAAUUUAAAUGUGAGUCCUGUGGAUGAAGAUGCCCGAAAAACGAGCUAUAUUUCGCAAUCCCUCUCAAUUCGAGUGUGGCUUGUGUUACCGGGGAUUUUGCAAUGCAAAAUGUUGUUCUAGAGAUGGGUCUGCGACUACUGGCACCAAGUGGAUUGCAGAUACGUCAAUUGCAUAGGUACGUUAUGUUUCAAUGUUGAAGGAGAUUCUUCUUGGCUUUGAGAUUGACCAAAUAUCGUGAUGCAACGUAGAUUUAUGUUCUAUCUUUUCAGUGGAAUUGUUUCAAGUGUAUUUAUAUAAGAGGUUCAAUGGUCAUUUGGUGGAUAGAUGUCCUAAAUAUUUUUUUUAUUCCAGGUGGGUAUUAAAAUGUCACGCCUGCAAUAAAGUGACGUCUGAAGUAGGGAGAUUGUUCUGUCCCAAAUGCGGUAACGGGGGCACCUUGCGCAAAGUAUCAGUUGCAAUGGGUGAAAAUGGAUUAGUUCUAGCAUCAGGUCGACCACACGUCAACCUUCGUGGCACCAAAGUACGUCAAGAAGUUAUUCUUAUUCAUUUAUUUUCACACUUUCUCUCGUUUCUUUCUCAUGCCGUUGAUAAUAUUUUCUACUGAUACGAUACUUUGUUGAAUGUAUUUUUGCAACCAUGGACCUACUCUCAGAAAAAUUAUAUAUGAGGACCAUUAUUUUGUCAAGUUACUUAUUUUCAUUCAAUUCUUAACAGCUAAACAUUUGUCUCCCCCUGGUGUCUUAUCCCUGUUUCAGACCUAUUUUUUCUCUUUGAAAAUUCAUUGACAACUGACGAGGACUGACCAGUCUUCCCAUUGAUCAUCUCAUUUUGUUUUCUUUUUUCUUGAUGUUUAAACCCCUUUAAAGCUCUCAGUUUACGUUUGACCAAAGCCUUCAAAGAGGAAUGAUAUGAUUCACAUUGAUUAAUUCUGGAAAAAUAGCUCGGAAGAUGUACUACUCUUAGAAAAAGAAAACUUUGACCUUCGAAAAAUGAUGAGCGGUUAUUUGGGUGGGGCAGAAGGUUCUGGGGGUUGGCUCGUUGUUGCAUGAGAAUAAAAAUGCACCGUGAUGUUCAUCCGAAGCAUAGAACAAAUUUCUUUACCUGGUUGAUCUCUUGUUUCAAGAAGCCUCCAACGUCUUACGUUUUUUUUCCAGCAUAAUCGCAUCACUUGCAUACUGCCCACCUUGCAGACGUUGAUGAUCUUCUUGGUCACCUUGCCGUCUGCCUGUCGUCUGCACAUCAUCAAAUUUAAAAUUAUGAUACGCUGAUGACGUGUUUCAUUGUCGUACAGUUUUCAAUCCCUCUGCCUCAAGGUGGAAGAGACGGCAUCUCUAAGAACCUCGUCCUGCGCGAGGAUCAGGUCCCGCGCAAGCUUCUCUACCCAAAAGGGAAGAAGAAAAGCAACAAACAGGGAAUUAUUCACCUCUCUUCGUCUUCCCUUUUUGCUAUCUUUUUUUUAUCCUUCUCCCAAUUCAGGUUACUUUUGUCUGAAGAUGCCUCGUUCACGCCGGACGUUUUGUGCAUUAUUUACUGUUGUCCCAUCUCUCUGACCUCCAUGUUGACUUUUUCUUUCAGGAUAAGGACGGCUUCGGUGCCGAGGACAUAUUCUCACAUGGAUCCGAGAGAAAAGCUCCGCUGAAGCCUCCGGUGGGGAAGGCCGUCUUGGUCUUCACGGGGAAAACAAAUCCGAACAAUAAUCACUUCUCCCGUCGGCAUUAG